CGAGUUAUCAAACGCGUCUCAUUUGUGACCAUGUCGCGCCUCAAGACAGUGUACUUGGUUUCUCCCUACCGUCAACAAUGGCAGCAUUACCUCUCCCCAGGUCCAUUCUGGACACAGACUUGUACAAGGCUCGCUACCUUUCCAUGUUAUCAUUCCACUCAUGAUAAAGAACAACAGUUGACAAUGCAACAAGCUGUCCUCCACCACUUCCCCGACAAGCAAGCGACAUAUAAAUUCACUUUGCGUGACAAAUCUGCGCUCUUUACUCGCCAGGCAUUCCGGCUUUUUCAAGAAACGGUCAACAACUUUGGUCGGCUCGCAUUAACUGAUGAAGAGCAUUCCUGGCUGGCCACGAGUUGUCCUUACCUGACAGCCGAGUACCUCAUAUCUUUGCGCAACUUUCGCUUCAGACCACAAGAGCAAGUCGUCCUCACAUUUGUUCCUGCCACAGCGGCGUACGAUUCCGCUGGUCACAUAGAAAUCGACAUCUCCGGCUUAUGGGCGGAUACAAUCUUCUGGGAGGUCCCUCUUAUGGCAUGCCUGAGCGAAAUAUACUUCACGCACGUUGUCACCGACUGGAGCUAUGAGGGCCAGAAAGAGCUUGCUUAUGAUAAGGCGACGGCCCUCUUGCGAGCUGACUGUGUUUUUAGCGAGUUUGGCACUCGCAGACGGCGUUCCUUCGCAACUCAGGACAUCGUUCUCAAAUCUCUCAUCAAAGCAACGGAAGACGUAAAGAGUAACGGUAAACUUGCUGGCACGAGUAAUGUCUAUCUUGCUUACAAGUACAAUCUGGUACCAGUCGGUACCAUCGCUCAGUGUCGAGUGGUUUAUGGGGGGCAAGUUUCCGUUGACUUGAUCAGUGUACUCAACUUCAACUUGCAAGUAGGUCGCAGCACUCAAAGGCUACCUCGAUGCCAACUCGGUCGCCAUGGAUCUGUGGGAAACCGUGUACCCAAACGCGCUCCUCAUCGCUUUGACAGAUACCUUCUCGAGCGACGCAUUCUUCAAGGUAAUGCCACCGAUCGUCGCGAAGCAAUUGAGCUGAUAUUCAACGAGAGUUACUCCAGCAACACGGAACGUGCGAUCCGAUGGCAAGGUCUGCGGCAGGAUUCGGGUGACCCUUUUGCAUUCGGAAUCAAGGCGAAGGAUGCUUUCGAAUCACUCAACAUCGAUCCUCGCUCGAAAACGGUGAUAUAUUCGGAUGGUUUAUCUGUGGACAAAUCACUUCGCUUGAAAGAGCAAGCCAAUGAACUGGGACUGAAUGUCUCAUUUGGGAUCGGCACAUUCUUGACCAACGACUUCAAGUCUGCCAGUGGUGGACCGUCCAAAGCGUUAAACAUGGUCAUCAAGCUCUCGACCAUUGACGGUAAACCGUGCGUCAAAAUCAGUGACGAUUUGACCAAGGCGGGUUCGUCAUGA
Molecule: messenger RNA, 1419 nt
Organism: Mycena indigotica
Lineage: Eukaryota; Fungi; Basidiomycota; Agaricomycetes; Agaricales; Mycenaceae
Product: Nicotinate phosphoribosyltransferase
Exons: 6
Coding region: 31-1419 (462 amino acids)
Biological process (GO): NAD+ biosynthetic process
Molecular function (GO): nicotinate phosphoribosyltransferase activity
Source: RefSeq, a predicted model, not a curated record